GGCAGCCAUGCUGUGCGCCCUGCUUCUCCUGCCCGGCCUGCUGGGGACCGGCACGGCCAGCCCCAUGGCGGGGCCCCAGCUGUGUGCCCGGGGCUCCGCGCAGUGGUGCCGGGACCUGCAGGCGGCAGCGAGCUGCGGGGCCGUCGGGCACUGCCGAAGCACCGUUUGGAGCCAGCCCACCGCCAGGUCCCUGCCCUGCGACGUGUGCCGGGCCGUGGCGGCCGCCUCGGCUGACGGGCUGAACCCCGAGGCCACAGGGGCCGACAGCCUGGCUGCGAUGACGAAGACCUGCGAGUGGCUCCCCAGCCAGGAGUCUUCAGCCAGGUGCAAGCGGAUGGUGGAGGCCCACAGCCCGGCCGUCCUGAGCCUGCUGGGUGGAGGCCCGGAUGCCGCCCCGGCACGGGUGUGCACGGCGCUCGCCCUCUGUGAGCCGCUGCAGAGGCACCUGGCCGCCCUGGGGCCUCUCUCCCAGGAGGACGCAGCCCAGGUGGCGGCUCCUUUCCUGGCCAACGGGGCCCUCAGCUUCCACCCCCCACCGGUGCCGGAGGGUGCCGUGUGCCGAGACUGCGUCCGGCUGGUCGCCCGGCUGCAGGACGCUCUCCAAGCCAACCUGUCGCUGGCAGAGGUGGACACCCACAAACAGUGCGAGUCCCUGGGGCCUGGCCUGGGGCUCCUGUGUGACAACUACCUCCGGCAGGUGUCCGGCCCCGCCGAGCGCAGCCUGAGGCUCCUCUCGCCCCAGGACAUCUGCGGCCAGGGGGGUUUCUGCGAGCAGCCCCCGCCGGCCGGCCGGGACCCCUCCCUGGAGCUGGUGCUGCCGGGGAAGAAGAGUGAGGUGCAGAUGAAGGCCGGCCUGACCUGCGAGGUGUGCCUGGACGUGGUCCAGGAGCUGGACCGGUGGCUGCUGUCCAACCGCACGGAGGACCUCAUCGACCACGCCCUGGAGCGAGUGUGCGCCAUGAUGCCCACCUCCAUGGUCCAGCAGUGCGUCUCCUUCGUGGACACCUACAGCCCCUCCUUGGUGCAGCUGGUGGCCCAGAUCUCCCCAGAGACGGUGUGCACGGCCAUCCGGCUGUGCAACAGGCGGAGGCGGGCCCGGGCCACCCACGGGGGCCCCGCAGAGCUGCUGCCGCUGUCGCCGGGCGAGGAGACCCAGGGCCGCUUCUGCGGCAGCUGCAGGCGGCUGCUGGGUGUGUCCUCCCAGAACCUGGAGCGCUCCAGCACCAGGAGGGACAUCCUGAACGCCUUCAAGGGCGGCUGCAGCAUCCUGCCGCUGCCCUACAAGCUGCAGUGCACCCGCUUCGUCACCCAGUACCAGCCCAUUGUCAUCCAGAGCCUCAAGGAGAUGAUGGACCCCGUGACCGUGUGCAGCAAGCUGGGGGCCUGCCACGGCCCCCGGGCCCCGGUGCUGCUGGGCACCGACCAGUGCGUCCUGGGCCCCAGCUUCUGGUGCGGGAGCCUGGAGGCCGCCGAGAUGUGCGGCGCCACGCAGCACUGCCAGCGCCUCGUGUGGCAGCAGGCGGCCGCCUACGCGGGAAAGCGCCCGUGA
This is a messenger RNA of Lepus europaeus (European hare), 1549 nucleotides long. RefSeq names its product prosaposin like 1 (gene PSAPL1). The transcript has a single exon. Gene Ontology annotation, cellular component: lysosome. Lineage: Eukaryota; Metazoa; Chordata; Mammalia; Lagomorpha; Leporidae. Gene Ontology annotation, biological process: sphingolipid metabolic process. The coding region runs from base 8 to 1549 and encodes 513 amino acids. The record is from RefSeq and is a predicted model, not a curated record.